AUGCACGAACACCACCCCGCGAGCCCGAUCGCGCCGCCCGCCGUCGGCGACUGCCGCGGCAUCCCCUUCGAUCCUUCCUUUCUCCCGCGCCUCCUCCUCUCCGCCACCUCCUGCACCUCCUCCUUCCUCGCCGCGCGCGCAGUCUCCGCCCUCCACGCGGCGGCCCUCAAGCUCGGCGCGCUCCCCGCCUCCCUCCCGGCCUCGAACACCCUCAUCUCGGCCUACUCCCAUGCCGACCUCCUCCCCUCCGCGCUCCGCGCCUUCUACCUCCUCAGCCACCCUUCCACCGCCUCCUACACCACCGUCCUCUCCGCGCUCUCCCGCCACGGCCGUCCCCACGAGGCGCUCUCCCUCUUCGCCGCCUCCGCGUCCGCGGUCGCGCCCGACGCCGAGCUCCUCUCCUGCCUCAUCUCAUGCUGCCGCCGCGCGUCCGCCUUACUCCCCGCGCGCGCGGCGCACGCCUACGGCUUAAAAACCGUGGCGGCGCUGGCCUUCUACGCCUCGGCAGGUCCGGCGCUGGUCGCGCUCUAUGCGAGACACGGGAAGGUUGGUGCGGCCAGGAGGGUGUUCGCCUACAUGGACGGCGAGGACGUGGUGUCCUGGAACUCCAUGAUCGGCGGGUUCACCAGUGCCGGGAUGGACGGUGAGGCGUGGGUCUGCUUCCGGGAGAUGCGCUCGAGAGGUGUUCGAGGGAAUGCCCGCACAGCUGUGGUGGUGCUGGGGUCUUGUGACAUGGAGUCCGGCAGGCAGGUCCAUGGGACUAUAGUGAGUAGUCAUGGUGGUUCUUCGAAAGCCAUUUUGUGGAACGCAUUGAUGAGCAUGUAUUCGCGUGCCGGCUGUGUCACCGAUGCGGAGAGGGUGUUCCUGGAGAUUGUAAGGAAGGAUGUUGUGUCAUGGAAUGUGAUGAUCGGAGCGUUUGCGAAGAAUGGAUAUGGAGAAAGGGCCCUUGAGCUUGUGGACAUGAUGUUGCAGUGUGGUAUGAAGCCAGACUCUGUGACAUUCACGUCCAUUCUCAUGGCAUGCUGCCAUUGUGGCUUGGUUGAUGAAGGGCUUGAACUAUUCCAGCGCUUUGUGUCAGUUGUUGGUCUCAUCCCAACCAUGGAGCAGUGUGCCUGCAUUGUGGAUUUGCUCGCACGUGCUGGGAGGUUCAUGGAGGCCUUGGAUUUUAUCGGACAAAUGUCAGUGAGACCAAAUGCAGUUGUCUGGGGUGCUUUGCUGUCCGCAAGUAGAAUGCAUCACAACGUGGAAUUUGCAAGGAUUGCAUUCGAGCAGCUGGUUCAGAUGGAGCCUGAGAAUGCUGGGAAUUUUGUGACGAUGUCAAACAUAUAUGCAAAGGCUGGGAUGGUAGAAGAUGCAAAGAGAGUGAGGAUGAUGAUUGAUAGUGUAGAGUUAGCAAAACCUUCUGGACAAAGCUGCGUGGAAGUUUUGUAA
Messenger RNA from Miscanthus lutarioriparius, 1431 nucleotides. NCBI's taxonomy places the organism in Eukaryota, Viridiplantae, Streptophyta, Magnoliopsida, Poales, Poaceae. The record is from the annotation of a GenBank genome assembly.